This is a messenger RNA of Lodderomyces orthopsilosis Co 90-125, 1848 nucleotides long. Its product is annotated as MFS transporter. Gene Ontology annotation, biological process: transmembrane transport. The record is from RefSeq and is a predicted model, not a curated record. Bases 1 to 1848 code for a protein of 615 amino acids. Gene Ontology annotation, molecular function: transmembrane transporter activity. The transcript has a single exon. Lineage: Eukaryota; Fungi; Ascomycota; Pichiomycetes; Serinales; Debaryomycetaceae.
AUGGUUGAAAAUACAAAUCGUUCAAGUGAUCAAGGGGAAAUAUUAGUGGACAGUUUGGGGAGAAUGAAUCAACAAGGUGUAGUGGGAGGAGCAUCUACAUCACAUGACGAGCCCAUCAAUCACUCUCAAUCAUCAUCUCGAAGCUCCACACAAACAAAUUAUUCUUCUCACCUCAACACUUCUGAAGAGAAAACUGACGAGCAAAAUGCUUAUUUGGGUGAAGACCUUGAAGCUGGAGAGACUAAAGCUGAACAUCAUCCCUCAAUGUAUGACUAUCCAAGAGACGGGGAUGAGUUGUCAAGGAUUGAAUUGAACGCUCAAUUAUCACGCGAGCUUUCAAGAAAAAUCACUAAUACGGGAUCCUUCCUAUUGCAAGACUAUGGUAAUACUGACCUUUCUAUGGGAGAGAAUAUCCCUUUCCCACCAAAGUUACCAGAUAGAACUCCGUACUGUGUCUCCUUCAAUGGUUUGGACGAUCCCUGCCACCCACAUAACCUCCCAUUUUACAAAAAGAUGUUGUAUAGUGCUUCUGUUGCAAUGGCAGCAUUUUCUUUUUCAAUGGGCUCAUCUAUGUUUUCUCAAGGUACUAAAGAAGUCAUGGCUAUAUAUCAUGUUGGUGACUCAGUUGUCGCGUUGGGUACUUCGUUGUUUGUGUUUGGUUUUGCUGCCGGGCCAGUUAUACAUGGCCCAAUGAGUGAACUAUUUGGCAGAAAACCCAUCAUGGUAAUUUCAUGUUUUGGAUAUGUUUGUUUCCUGUUUGCUGCAGCCACCGCUAAGGACUUGCAAACGAUUAUGAUUUGUCGUUACUUUUCCGGGUUUACUGGCAGUGCACCAUUUGUUGUUGCUCCAGCUGUAAUGGUUGAUAUGUUUAAAGCGAGAGUGAGGGGAAUGGCAAUGUCGGUAUUUGCGUGUGUGUUAUUUGGUGGACCCAUGAUUGCUCCUAUAUUGGGUGGGUUUAUUGUCAAAAAUCCAAAUCUAGGCUGGAGAUGGACUUUGUAUAUGUCAGGGAUCAUCGGGUGCUUGUCCUUGGUGAUGAAUGCUUUUAUUUUAAAAGAGACACAUCAUCCGGUGUUGUUAGUCAGAAAAGCGGAAUUGUUGCGAAGACAUACAGGUAAUUGGGGUAUUUUUGCACCACAUGAAGAAGUAUCAUUAAGUUUGAAUGAGAUUGUGAGGAACAAUAUCAUGAGGCCAUUGAAGUUGCUUUUCACGGAGCCAAUUGUUUUCCUAGUCAGUAUCUACAAUGCGUUUGCCUAUGGUAUGCUUUAUGCUUUGUUGACGGUAAUCCCUAUAAUCUUUUCAGGUAGAUAUCACUGGUCACAGGGUGUUGGAGAAUUACCAUAUGUAUCAAUGUUGCUCGGAGUGUUUUCGGGGGGUGCGAUCAUUGUAUAUUCCGAGCAUUUAUUGAACAGAAAGAUGGAUGCUACUGGGAAGAAAUCUGCUCCAGAGGCAAGAUUACCCCCAGUUAUGAUUGGAGGGUUUGCAUUUGUCAUUGGUAUCUUUUGGCUAGGCUGGACUGGUGAUUAUGCUGAACAUGUCCACUGGAUCGUCCCCGUCAUUGGUGCGUUUUUCGUUGGUAAUGGAUUGAUGUUGAUCUUCUUGCCCACCAUGAACUAUAUCAUCGACUGCUAUUUAUAUAUUGCUGCAUCUGCUUUAGCUGGAAAUACCUUUCUUAGGUCUUCAUUUGGUGCUGCUUUUCCACUAUUUACUACACAAAUGUUUAACAACUUGACCGUUAAAUGGGCCGCUACAUUGUUAGGAGGUUUGAGUGUGUUGAUGAUUCCAUUGCCGUUUAUUUUCUACAAGUAUGGAGCAGCCGUUAGACAUAAAUCGAAAUAUGCUAUGAAAUAG